AUGAUCCCGCGAAUUCUGCCUCGAGCGGCGCUCGCCUGUCCGCGGAGCAGCGUCGCGAAGGCGCACAGUCUCCCGCUAUGGCUGCCGCAGAGGCCAAUUGCUGCUGCUCUCCAUCGACCCCUCCGGACUUCGGCUGCGUGCCGCUAUGAUCGAACGCCGUCGCCAGUUCCCGAGUCGCUGAAACCCGCGCCUACGAGCCCGAAUGCUUCUCCGGCUGGAACGACUGCAGCUUCUGCUGCUGCUGCUGCUGCCGCUACUACUGAUACUGUUCCGUCCUCGACGAAAGACGCUGCGAAGAAACCCAACAAUGCCCCCGUCGAUCCCCUUGCGACCGUGGACAAGUCCACUACGGAGCAGCGGAAAGCUGACUGGGCUAUAAUGAAGGAGAUGUCGCGAUAUCUGUGGCCCAAGGGCGACGUUGGCACAAAGGUGCGCGUAGGCCUUGCGGUCGCUCUGCUGUUUGGCGCAAAGGUUCUGAAUGUACAGGUGCCGUUCUACUUCAAGAGCAUUGUGGACUCGUUAAACAUUGAUAUUGCUGCUGUUGGCGGUACAGCUACAACCGUAGCGGGCGCCAUGAUUCUCGCAUACGGAGCUACCAGGAUAGGCGCUACGCUCUUCCAAGAACUGCGAAAUGCCGUCUUCGCCUCUGUUGCGCAAAAGGCUAUUCGCGGUGUUGCUCGAAAUGUAUUCGAUCAUUUGCUACGGCUUGACCUGAGCUUCCACUUGUCCAAGCAGACGGGAGGCUUGACGCGAGCCAUGGAUCGCGGUACAAAAGGCAUCAGCUUCCUCCUCACCAGCAUGGUCUUCCAUAUUCUUCCAACGGCAUUGGAGAUUGGCAUGGUUUGCGGAAUUCUCACAUGGCAGUAUGGCUUCAAGUUUGCGGCUGUAACGGCGCUGACAAUGGUCGGAUACACGGCUUUUACUAUCUGGACGACGGCUUGGAGAACAAAGUUCCGAAGACAGGCCAACGCUGCGGAUAAUAGAGCGUCGACGGUGGCUGUGGAUUCGCUCAUCAACUACGAAGCUGUCAAGUACUUCAACAAUGAGAAAUUUGAGGUCGCGCGCUACGACAAGGCUUUGAGGGAAUAUGAAAAGAGCUCCAUCAAGGUGGCCACUUCUCUGGCUUUUCUCAACAGUGGGCAGAAUGUCAUUUUCUCUACAGCUUUGACCGCAAUGAUGUACUUUGCUGCUGAGGGAGUCGCCACAGGAAGCCUGACUGUUGGAGACUUGGUCAUGGUAAACCAGCUUGUCUUCCAACUGUCUGUCCCUUUGAAUUUCCUUGGCUCCGUGUAUCGUGAACUUCGACAGUCACUCUUGGAUAUGGAAACACUGUUCAAUUUGCAGAAAGUGAAUGUGAACAUCGUGGAAAAGCCGACAGCGAAACCCCUAGCUCUAGUCAAAGGCGGAGAGAUCAAAUUUGAAAAUGUCAACUUCGGAUACCACCCCGAGAGACCAAUUCUGAGGGAUCUUACGGUCACCAUUCCUGCUGGAAAGAAGGUUGCCAUUGUUGGCCCCAGUGGUUGUGGUAAAUCCACCCUGCUGAGGCUGCUGUUCAGAUACUAUGAUGUCCAGGCCGGUCGCAUUCUCAUUGAUGACCAGGACGUUCGCGAUGUUACUGUCGAUUCCCUACGCCGAUCUAUCGGUGUUGUGCCUCAAGACACCCCCCUGUUCAACGAUACGGUUGAGCACAACAUCCGCUAUGGUAUGAUUGAUGCCUCUCACGACCAAGUCGUCGCGGCCGCAAAGCGAGCCCGCAUCCACGAUAUCAUUGAGAAAUUCCCAGAUGGAUAUCAAACCAAGGUCGGCGAGAGAGGUAUGAUGAUCUCUGGCGGCGAGAAGCAGAGACUGGCAAUGAGCAGAUUGCUUCUCAAGGACCCUCCUUUGCUCUUCUUCGACGAGGCGACCAGCGCGCUGGAUACGCACACUGAGCAGGCCUUGAUGAUGAAUAUCAACGGAAUUCUCCGCGAAAAGGGACGCACGAGCGUAUUUGUGGCUCACAGGCUGCGAACCAUCUUUGAUUCGGACUUGAUCAUUGUGCUGAAAGAGGGACGAGUUGCGGAGAUGGGUACCCAUAGAGAGCUGAUUGACCGCGUGGGUGUUUAUGCUGAGCUUUGGAGUGCGCAAGAAACAAUGUUCACCGAGGAUGGCGAGGCAAAGGACGGAGAGGCAGAAGGAGAGGAAGCUUCCGAGAAGAAGAACUAG
Messenger RNA from Trichoderma gamsii, 2202 nucleotides. Its product is annotated as iron-sulfur clusters transporter ATM1, mitochondrial. Gene Ontology annotation, cellular component: mitochondrial inner membrane. Gene Ontology annotation, biological process: intracellular iron ion homeostasis; transmembrane transport. NCBI's taxonomy places the organism in Eukaryota, Fungi, Ascomycota, Sordariomycetes, Hypocreales, Hypocreaceae. The record is from RefSeq and is a predicted model, not a curated record. Bases 1 to 2202 code for a protein of 733 amino acids. The transcript is spliced from 2 exons. Gene Ontology annotation, molecular function: ATP binding; ATP hydrolysis activity; ABC-type transporter activity.